CUUGGGGGCGGAACCGACUCCUUAGUCGGCUGCAGAGCUCUCCAGAGCUCCCGCCGCCGCGCUCCCGUCCGGGACCCCGCCACCCACCGGGCGGUGGGCACACCUUGGUCCCCGGCUCUGCAAAACUCCAAAGGUAAAUCCGCCUAGGACUCCAGCAGUUUGAGUGCUAGAGACCAACGACAGGGGCGGGCGGCUGGAUGGCGGCGGAGGGGAGAGUCGCGCGGCGAGUUUCCCAAGAAAGCUAAACUUGUCCGAAGUUUCCUGUGCAUCAGCUUGCACCCGGCGAAUUGGUGACGGGCUUUUCCCGUGCGAGUGGUCUUUGGGCGCAGGAGAGACGAGAGGCAAGACUAGCUGGGUGCUGUCCCUCGCGGAGCUGACACCCGAGAUCCUGCUAUGGACGGCGAGAGCGAAGUGGAUUUUUCUAGCAACAGUUUAACCCCUUUGUGGCGGAGGCGGUCAACCCCUCAGCCCCAGCUGCUGGGCCGAAGCAAGCCGAGACCCCAGUCGUACCAGAGCCCUAGCGGGUUGCUCAUCACGGAUUUCCCUGUGGAGGACCGAGGGACGCUCCCCGCCGCGCAGACUCACGCCCAGGUGCCCACCGCCUCGGACAGCAGGACGGUCCAGAGGAGUCCCCUGCUUUUGUGCGCCCAUCGGAGGGUCGUGGCCAAUGGGAGAACGGUCUCCCCGGAGUACAAGGCUGUCUCGCCUCGGCUCCGACAGCCCCAGUCAUCCCAGGCCCCUAAAGCGCCGUCGGGUGGCUCCCCGAAAUCCCCAGCGAAUGGAACCCUGACCUCGCCUGCUCAGCAGCCACAGGCGCUGCGCCCCCAGCGGACUUCUAAUGCAUCCGCCCCCUGCAGCCCGGAGCAGGGCCGGACUGGAUUGACAGCCAGCCCCCUGCCUUCGCCCGCUGCAAAUGGGCUUACCCCUAAUACCGAUUCCCUAGGCUCCCGUUUGCAAUCUGGCCAGAUAGCUAAGGAUCUUGAGCGGGAACCGUCGAGACUCUCUCCUGCGCCUCAGAAAAGAUCUUUGGAACAAAAACACACCCUCCAAAGGUUGUCCUCACAGGAGAACGAGCUCCUGGAGAAUCCUUCAGUGGUUUUGAGCACUAACAGCCCCGCUGCCCUCAAAGUGGGGAAGCAGCAGAUUAUUCCGAAGAGCCUGGCCUCGGAAAUUAAAAUAAGUAAGAAUAGCAAUCAGAAUGUGGAGCCGCACAAGAGACUCCUUAAGGUGCGCAGCAUGGUGGAGGGCCUCGGAGCGCCCCUGGGCCCCGCAGAGGACGAAAGUGAGACUGAGAACGACGUGGACAGCCCGGGGUCUCUGCGGAGAGGCUUGCGGUCCACGUCCUAUCGCAGGGCGGUGGUCAGUGGCGUUGAUUUUGACAGUCCUACCACCUCGAAGAAGAAGAACAGAAUGUCCCAGCCGGUUUUGAAAGCAGUGAUGGAAGACAAGGAGAAGUUUUCCAGUCUAGGAAGGAUAAAGAAAAGAAUGCUGAAAGGACAAGGACCAUUUGAUGGAGAAGAAAAUGCUGUCCUGUAUCAAAACUACAAAGAAAAGGCCCUUGACAUUGACUCUGAUGAAGAGUCAGAGCCCAAAGAACAGAAGUCAGACGAAAAAAUUGUGAUUCACCAUAAGCCACUGAGAUCCACGUGGAGCCAGCUCUCUGCAGUGAAAAGAAAUGGAUUAUCUCAGACAGUUAGCCAGGAGGAAAGAAAGAGACAAGAGGCUAUCUUUGAAGUCAUAUCCUCCGAACAUUCAUAUUUACUUAGCUUGGAGAUCUUGAUACGAAUGUUUAAAAAUUCUAAAGAACUGAGUGAUACAAUGACCAAAACAGAGAGUCAUCAUCUUUUCUCCAAUAUUACAGACGUCUGUGAGGCAAGCAAAAAAUUCUUUACAGAAUUGGAAGCAAGACAUCAGAAUAAUAUCUUCAUAGAUGACAUAAGUGACAUUGUGGAAAAACACACAGCAUCCACAUUCGACCCGUACGUGAAAUACUGCACAAAUGAAGUCUAUCAACAACGAACACUACAAAAAUUGUUAGCCACCAAUCCUUCUUUUAAGGAAGUAUUGUCACGAAUCGAGUCCCACGAAGACUGUAAGAACUUACCCAUGAUCUCUUUUCUCAUUCUCCCCAUGCAGAGGGUGACCCGCCUUCCCCUGCUGAUGGACACUAUCUGUCAAAAGACACCUAAGGACUCUCCGAAAUAUGAAGUCUGCAAAAGGGCCUUAAAGGAAGUAAGCAAGCUGGUUCGACUGUGCAAUGAAGGAGCCCGGAAGAUGGAAAGGACCGAAAUGAUGUACACGAUUAACUCUCAGUUGGAAUUUAAAAUUAAGCCUUUCCCUCUAGUGUCCUCUUCCCGGUGGUUGGUAAAGAGAGGUGAGUUGACAGCCUACGUGGAAGACACCGUGCUUUUUUCCAGAAGGACAUCCAAACAGCAAGUCUACUUCUUUCUCUUUAACGACGUGCUCAUCAUCACCAAGAAGAAGAGUGAAGAAAGUUACAACGUCAACGAUUAUUCCUUAAGAGAUCAGCUGUUGGUGGAAUCUUGUGACAAUGAAGAGGUUAAUUCUUCUCCGGGGAAGAACAGUUCCACAGGGCUUUAUUCAAGACAGAGCUCUGCCAGUCACCUCUUCACACUGACUGUCCUUAGUAACCAUGCGAACGAGAAGGUGGAAAUGCUGCUAGGAGCUGAGACGCAGAGUGAUCGAGCCCGCUGGAUAACCGCCCUGGGACACAGUAGCGGGAAGCAGCCUCCUGACCGGACCUCACUAACCCAGGUGGAAAUCAUUAGAUCGUUUACUGCCAAGCAGCCAGAUGAACUCUCCCUGCAGGUGGCAGAUGUGGUCCUCAUUUAUCAGCGGGUCAGUGAUGGCUGGUAUGAAGGAGAAAGACUGCGAGAUGGAGAAAGGGGCUGGUUUCCUAUGGAGUGCGCCAAGGAGAUAACAUGUCAAGCUACAAUUGAUAAGAAUGUGGAGAGAAUGGGACGUUUGCUAGGACUGGAGACCAACGUGUAGCCACUCUGAUGGCCUUUCGUUACUGCGAGACUUGCACUUCAUCAUGGCGGGCUGGUUGGUUCUGGGCUGGUUUUCUUGUUAAUUUAACACAGCCUAUUUAAUUAAAAGAAUGAAAACACUUGCCUUUAAGCUUGCCAGGUGGUUAUGCUCUCUCAGGAGGACAGUGACUGGAUACAGUUAGUCACGCAGCUCAGUUUGUACAUGACCCUCUUGCAAACCUCUAGAGAAACAGAAUAGCUGGGCAGUUCACUUCAGGGAUCAGGUGGCCUCAGCUCCUACUAUUUGCACCUUUUCUGGCAUUAGAAAAAGGUAUAAGGGAUGCUGUAUCCUGAUUUUCUCUAUCUUCAUGCAACCAAGAACAUGCUAUCCUUUUUUAAACAUCUCCCAUAUAUGGGUCUCUUAGUAUUAGCAAGAUUUUAUAUCUUUAAGAAAUGCCCAGUUUUGUAAAUAUUUUUUGUUUCACCUCUUGUAUUUUUGAUCUGAUUAUAAUGUUAUGUUGACUUCAAAAAGAACUGGUAGAAUUCUAGAAGUGAGCUAAGUUUUUCUAAACCUCUUCCCAGAAACGGGAAAUUGACACUUGAAUUUUUGCCACCUCUUUUCUCAUUAAAAGGGAAAGUAAGGAGCCUUACCUUAAAGAUUAAAAAAAAAAAAAAAAAUCCAUCUCACCCAAUAUUGGUCUUACAUAAGUAUAGCCAAAUGAAACUUAAGCUGCUCUAACAACAUAGAACUUAGAUGGUUCACAUGUGUGAGAAAAUCUUGAAUAUAAGACAGGGGUCUUACCUUUAAAAAUAAUCCAAAAUGAGUUGAGAAGCUGACGUGGGGCUGCUUUGCCUUCAAUAAUGCUUUUUUUUUUUUUUUUACUACUUCUAGAAAUAGUAAAAAAAAAAAAACUAUUUCAAGGAAAAGACAAUUAGACCUUAAAAGGUAUCAAGAAGCCAGCACGGUACUUAAUUGAAACAUAACAUUUUGGGAACCCCUUUUAUUUGCACUGAUGGCCUCGCUUGCUGGGUUUGGAGUCUCUCUUUACUGCAGGUGUCUGCAGAACUUUAUUUUUUCCUAUGGUUCAAGGAGACAGAGAUGUCAUGUUAAAAGCAAUGUUUCGUAAAGAGGGAAUUGCUGGUUUGGAACACUGAGAGGGCAGAAGUGAUUUUUACUGGUAGCUAUGUUCCCUCUCUAUUCUCUUCCACAAAGAGAUAAAACCUGGCAAAGGAUACAUUAUGCAAGGACUCAGAUCAGUGUGUGCCAUGUCCCAGAUACUGUCUGCUGACUGGUUACUAAAUUGUGAAUAAAGUUGCAGAAGCCCAGUGCAGAGGUAAGUAUACUUGGCUUAUAUGCCCCGCGCUCUACCACUUCGGCGAGCCAGGGAGGGCCUUCUCACCUCUGGAUGGCUUUUUCUCUCUGCAUCCAUUUUUGGGUGUAAAAUACAUGCCAGGCCCUCAGUUCCCUAAGGUCUGGGCCAGUCUGUCAAUGAAGUAAUAGCAGUGAGCCACAGGGAGAAUGUCUCGGGAUUGGUAAAACAAGUCUGUCUCCUCUUUAAUGCCACAAACUUUUUGGAGGAGAGGCUAACAAGUUGAAAUUCAAUCUAAUGUGAUGUUUUUCAUUUAGAAAGGAAGGUAAAUUUGUUGCUUUGCAAAGGGGUCACUUUGUACUAUUUUUGCUAAUACCCAGUUGGAGCUAAAAAGCAGCCAUACAAAUCCUGUGAAUUAAUUUAUAAGCAGAGAUGUUAAACAGUUUUGGAAGUCUGCGCAUCUUAUAAAGCAAAGCCUUAUUUAGCGAGCAGGUUAAUCCUGUUACUAGGCAAAGUGUUGUUUUAUGGCAGUUAUUUAACACAUUCACAAUGUUUUAAGUUUAAUCAUGAAUUGUCCUUUUUCCAUACCACAGUAUUGUUUUCCAACCUAGUUUAGUUUCUGUGAAUAGCUUCUCUGAAUUGUACCAUGAUUUCAUUCAGUGACCUGUGGAGAAAAAUAUUCAUUUUUGUCCCCAUGAAUAGAGACUGCUAGUACACUUUUUGUGAAAUAUGUGAAUUUAUAAAGGUUUUGUACAUACUUG
Messenger RNA from Pteropus alecto (black flying fox), 5061 nucleotides. It is a transcript of the gene ARHGEF26, whose product is annotated as Rho guanine nucleotide exchange factor 26. Gene Ontology annotation, biological process: activation of GTPase activity. Bases 394 to 3012 code for a protein of 872 amino acids. The transcript has 15 exons. Lineage: Eukaryota; Metazoa; Chordata; Mammalia; Chiroptera; Pteropodidae. Gene Ontology annotation, molecular function: guanyl-nucleotide exchange factor activity; protein binding. The record is from RefSeq and is a predicted model, not a curated record.